Molecule: messenger RNA, 9139 nt
Organism: Equus caballus (horse)
Lineage: Eukaryota; Metazoa; Chordata; Mammalia; Perissodactyla; Equidae
Gene: SCUBE1
Product: signal peptide, CUB domain and EGF like domain containing 1
Biological process (GO): signal transduction
Cellular component (GO): cell surface
Molecular function (GO): calcium ion binding
Source: RefSeq, a predicted model, not a curated record
CCGAGCGGUGGCCGCGGAGCCAGCAGCGAGGAGCGCUCGCCGAGCGGCCGGUCGGUGGGGUCCCCGCGCCCCGCACGCCCGCACGCCCGGCCCGGCCCGGCGCGGCCCGCAGCUAGCAUGGGCGCGGCGGCCGUGCGCUGGCACUUGUGCGUGCUGCUCGCCCUGGGCGCGCGCGGGCGGCUGGCGGGGGGCAGCGGGCUCCCAGGAGCAGUGGAUGUGGAUGAGUGCUCAGAGGGCACGGACGACUGCCACAUCGAUGCCAUCUGCCAGAACACACCCAAGUCUUACAAAUGCCUCUGCAAGCCAGGCUACAAGGGGGAAGGCAGGCAAUGUGAAGACAUCGACGAGUGUGAGAAUGACUACUACAACGGGGGCUGUGUCCACGAAUGCAUCAAUAUCCCGGGGAACUACAGGUGCACCUGCUUUGAUGGCUUCAUGUUGGCACACGAUGGACACAACUGCUUAGAUGUGGAUGAGUGUCAGGACAACAAUGGUGGCUGCCAGCAGAUCUGCGUCAAUGCCAUGGGCAGCUACGAGUGUCAGUGCCACAGUGGCUUUUUUCUCAGUGACAACCAGCACACCUGCAUCCACCGCUCCAACGAGGGUAUGAACUGCAUGAACAAAGACCAUGGCUGUGCCCACAUCUGCCGAGAGACGCCCAAAGGUGGGGUGGCCUGCGACUGCAGGCCCGGCUUUGACCUUGCCCCAAACCAGAAGGACUGCACACUAACCUGUAACUAUGGAAACGGAGGCUGCCAGCACAGCUGUGAGGACACGGACACAGGCCCCAUGUGUGGCUGCCACCAGAAGUACGCCCUCCACUCGGACGGCCGGACAUGCAUUGAGAAGGAUGAGGCUGCAAUUGAGCGCUCUCAGUUCAAUGCCACGUCAGUAGCUGAUGUGGACAAGCGGGUGAAACGGCGGCUACUCAUGGAGACGUGUGCGGUAAAUAACGGAGGCUGCGACCGGACAUGCAAGGACACAGCCACGGGCGUGCGAUGCAGCUGCCCGGUUGGAUUCACACUGCAGCCUGAUGGGAAGACAUGCAAAGACAUCAACGAGUGCCUGGUCAACAACGGGGGCUGUGACCACUUCUGCCGCAACACCGUGGGCAGCUUCGAGUGCGGCUGCCGGAAGGGCUACAAGCUGCUGACUGACGAGCGGACGUGCCAAGACAUUGACGAGUGCUCCUUCGAGCGGACCUGCGACCACAUCUGUAUCAACUCUCCGGGCAGCUUCCAGUGCCUGUGUCACCGCGGCUACAUACUCUAUGGAACAACCCACUGCGGAGAUGUGGACGAGUGCAGCAUGAACAACGGGAGCUGCGACCAGGGCUGCGUCAACACCAAGGGCAGCUACGAAUGUGUCUGCCCCCCAGGGAGGCGGCUCCACUGGAACCAGAAGGAUUGUGUGGAGACAGGCAAGUGCUUUUCUCGAGCCAAGGCCUCACCCCAGGCCCAGCUGUCCUGCAGCAAGGUGGGCAGUGUGGAGAGCUGCUUCCUUUCCUGCCCGGCCCACACACUCUUCAUGCCAGACUCGGAAAACAGCUAUAGCCUGAGCUGCGGUGUCCCAAGUCUCCAGGGCAAGACGCUACAGAAACGCAACAGCACCAGCUCCGGCGCCGGGCCCAGCUGCUCAGGUGCCCCCGACACUCCCAUCAGGCAGAAGGCCCGCUUCAAGAUCCGAGAUGCCAAAUGCCACCUCCAGGCCCGCAGCCGGGAGCCAGCAAAGGAGGCCCUGAGGCAGCUGCUGCUGGAAAACUGCCACGUGACCUUUGUGACCCUCAAGUGUGACUCCUCCAAGAAGAGGCGCCGUGGCCGAAAGUCCCCAUCCAAGGAGGUGACUCACAUCACAGCAGAGUUUGAGGUUGAGACAAAGAUGGAAGAGGCUUCAGAGACCUGCCAAGCGGACUGCCUGCGGAAGCGAGCCGAGCAGAGCUUGCAGGCUGCCAUCAAGACUCUGCGGAAGUCCAUUAGCCGGCAGCAUUUCUCCGUCCAGCUCGCCGGCACUGAGUACGAGGUGGCCCAGCGGCCAAGCAAGGCCCUGGAGGGCCAGGGGGCAUGCGUCACAGGCCAGGUGCUACAGGAUGGCAAAUGCGUGGCCUGUGGGCCUGGGACCUACUUCAGCGGAGAGCCCAGCCAGUGUGUGCCAUGCACAGCAGGGACCUACCAGGAUGGGGACGGCCAGCUCAGCUGCACACCGUGCCCCAGCAAUGACGGGCUUGGCCUGGCUGGUGCCCGCAACGUAUCUGAAUGUGGAGGCCAGUGCUCUGCAGGCUUUUUCUCCACCGACGGCUUCAGGCCCUGCCAGGCCUGCCCCGUGGGCACAUACCAGCCGGAACCUGGGCGCACCGGCUGCUUCCCCUGCGGAGGGGGGUUGCUCACCAAGCACGAGGGCACUGCCUCCUUCGAAGACUGUGAGGCCAAAGUGCACUGCUCCCCGGGCCACCAUUACAACACCACCACCCACCGGUGCAUCCGCUGUCCCGUCGGCACCUACCAGCCCGAGUUUGGCCAGAACCACUGUAUCACCUGUCCAGGCAACACCAGCACGGACUUCGAUGGCUCCACCAACGUUACACACUGCAAGAACCAGCACUGCGGCGGCGAGCUUGGAGACUAUACGGGCUACAUCGAGUCCCCCAACUACCCUGGCGACUACCCCGCCAAUGCCGAGUGCGUGUGGCACAUCUCACCGCCCCCCAAGCGCAGGAUCCUCAUCGUGGUCCCCGAGAUCUUCCUGCCCAUUGAGGAUGAGUGUGGCGAUGUCCUGGUCAUGAGGAAGAGCGCCUCACCCACGUCCAUCACCACCUAUGAGACCUGCCAGACCUACGAGAGGCCCAUCGCCUUCACCUCCCGCUCCCGGAAGCUCUGGAUCCAGUUCAAAUCCAACGAAGGCAACAGCGGCAAAGGGUUCCAGGUGCCCUAUGUCACCUAUGACGAGGACUACCAGCAAUUAAUAGAAGAUAUCGUGCGCGAUGGGCGGCUCUAUGCCUCGGAGAACCACCAGGAAAUUUUGAAGGACAAGAAGUUGAUCAAGGCCCUCUUCGACGUGUUGGCCCACCCCCAAAACUACUUCAAGUACACAGCCCAGGAGUCCAAGGAGAUGUUCCCGCGGUCCUUCAUCAAACUGCUGCGGUCCAAAGUGUCCCGGUUCCUGCGGCCCUACAAAUAACGCUGGCGGAGCUGCGCUGCCGGGGUGGCGGUGUCCUGGGGAGGGCUGGGAGCUCCUGCCCUCCACAGUAGGAGCUGAAAGGCGGCUCCGCGCGCCUCCACGUUGCCUUGGGAAAUCACCACAGCGUCUGCCCUUCAGGAAACCCUGAGCAGCUCACGGAGGGCGAGACCAUGCCCAGGCAGAGACCCCGGUCCGGCUGCACUCCUCUGAUGUCCGCCCCACUGGGAAAACAUUGCUUAAGGCAGCCUUUCUCCCUCUCUCUCCCUUGGCCUGUUCAUUUCCAGGACACCAAGUGCCCUCUCCGGAGCCGGCACUGGUGGAUGCUGCCUGGGCCAGGAUGCUCCAUGUCACCACAAGGGUGGUCUGGGCAGAGUGCACAUUUGGAAAGUGCAUGCGACUCCACCUGAGGCUUCAGGAGAGAGGAGAGUGGCUGCCGCUGUCGCUGUCUCAGGGGAGGCUCUCGGAGGCAAGCCCAGCCAUGCAAGGAGAGUGUGUGAAGGAUGGUCUGGUGGGCUUGAUAAGCUGGUGCCGAUGGCUGCAGGGCGUCCACACCCGCCAACACCCCUGGCCACAGGCCCAGGACACUGGCACCGUGUCGUUGGGCUCUAAGGAUUCUGUGAUGGGGCAGAAGAGAGCUGCUAGGGGAGGAACCUGUAGAUUUGUGCUUUCCCUUGAUAGAGCAUCUAAUUAAGUACUAUAUAUAUAUAUAAAUAUAAAGAUAAAUAUAUAUAUACUUCUAUUUGUGGGUACUUUAGGGAAAUUCUCUCUAGUAACUGUAAAUGUUAAUUGCAGCCCCACCUCUUCUCCCACGAGCCAGUGUGAGCCCAGCUAUUGCCAGCUCCCUGACUGAUUAAACUACUCUCCAGACACUUGCUACCUCUGUUUACGUGAGGCCGCAAGCCCACAGGCCUGGGGAGAAGGCAGGCUGGCCCUGGACACACUUUGGAUGCAAAAUCUUUGGGAACUGGGCUCCAAUGCUUUGCUGGAGUGUUGCCCUCAGAUGGAACUUGAUGGAAGGCAGCUUCUCCUUGGACCCCUUCCUGGGAGUGCAGGGGCCAGUGGUAAACUUUGGAAAGGUCCUAUGUCUGACCUGGAGGCCAUGACCUUGGGGUCCAUGCUGUGCCUGCAUGCCACCAGCAGGCCAGGCCUUUCCCAUGCGAGCACAGGCUGUGUGACCACGAGGGGCCUCAGAGAGCAUCAGCCACUCCUUUAGUUGACCGGUGAGGAAACGGGCCCAGGGAGGGCUGGUGGCUGCUCCCAGGCAGAGGCGGCCAGCUGUCAGGAGGACUGGCUCCCAGUGCACUCUUCUUUCUGCUGCGCCAUGUUGCCUCCCUCUCAGUGUCUCUCUUUAAAAAAGAAAAGUCUGGAGUUUGACCAGGUUGCAUGGUGUUCCUCUCAUUCAGGAAGCCAGCGCCUGGGCUAGCUCUCGCGAAGACCUCUGACGUGCUGAGGUGUUGCCUGCCACCAGACCGCUGACUGCCAGCUGUAGCACAUGCGUAGGAAGUGAUCUGUGUUUUUAGGGUCAACAAAUAUUCAAAACUCCAAGGAACAUGGGAGAAUCUUAAGAUGAACUCCAAUCCCCCCUUCUAGGUGGCUGCCUCUAGGCGGUUUCCUCUCCUCACCCCAGACCCAGGCUGACCCAGUUGGAGAUGAGCACAGUUUGAGAAGCGCCUCUGGCACGUGGAGAUUGAGGGCAGACGAGACUCAGGGUUUGGUGACAAGGCAGGUCAUAACAAAUUUUACAAUCCAGAAAAGGGCAUGGAACUCAGGAAUCAUUCACAGCCAUUACCUGCAUCAGCACUGGCAAGUCCCCAGGCCGGCUGGUGCUGCCAUCUGCACCUCCUCUGCCAAAAUCCAACCCAAUUUGGAAGGGGCUGCAUGGUGGGUAGGUCAGUGUCAGCUGAUGAACCCUGUCAGGGCCACACUGCCCCUGCCCUGAUCACGGGCCUUGAAGGCCAGCCUAACUUUCCAGAAAGGGGCCUAUCUUCCCUUGUCAAGCCAUUGGUCAUCCCCAUAAAUUAGAUGAGCUCUCCAGAAUGAGCCCCAGCAACGGCUACCCAGGGGAGGGGCCAGGGAGGGUUUUUAAUUCCCUCAAAAUCCCCACAGAUGACCAGAAAGAGCCCUCACCUCUCCUGAACUCUUCCUGCUGCUCCUUUGAGUAGCUUCUGGCAGUUGCCACCCACAUACCCAGUAAUCCACUGUUUCAGUGGGAGUCAACCCACGUUCUGCAGCUCUCACCACCACUGUGGUCAGACCCUGCCCAGUGUCCCUUGGGCAGAGCAGGACAAGGGCGGACUCAGAUGUGUGGCCCCUUGCCCUUCAAGUGUACCAGGUAGCCUGCAGCCCAAAUUCACCAGCUGCCCACGCAGUCACCAUCCAGCCCUCCUUCCCCAGUAAAACCACCUCCCACACCAGCAGGGGGACUCCAAGUGCAGGGGUGCAGUCUGUCACCAAUUUCCAUGUCAGCUUCCAGCCCCACAGUGGGGAGCUUGGGGGUCCCACCUGUUAAUCCCAGAGCUGUUCCUAUUCCUCGGGGCCUGUGGUCCUGGGAGAUCUACCCAGCGACAAAGCACAUUUCUCCAUGUUUCCAUGUUGUGGAAGCUGAUGGUAAAUUGGCUGACACGAGGGGGCCUUUUCACCUGGUUCCAGGUGGAGGUGGAGAGAAAGGGAAUGCUGACAAGCACUGGGCCCAGGUAGGGUGGAUCCCCAAGAUGAAUCCCGAAGAGGAUGGAAGCUGAGGACAGUGGUGCAGGAGUCCUGUGCUGCCCAAGGGACAAGCAAGACAGAGAGAGACUGAGCCAAAAGGAGCAUGUCACACCCCUGGACCAGACACUGGCCGUGAGCUGCCAUAGACCCACCCUGACCUUGGCCCACAUGGACCCUCGGUGGCUGGCCAGUCAAUAAACUCCAAGGAAAGGAGCAAAGUAAUAAGCUUCUGGAGGCAAAAGCCUGUCCCAUUGGCCAGGACUAAAAGCAGGUGCCAAGGCCUGGAGGUUCUGAUGAGCUCGGUUCUGCUUCUAGUGGAGCGUGGCACUGGGGCAACUGAGAAGCUCUGAAGACGGCAGUGGAGGACCGCGGUGCCCCCGCACCGAUCGCCGGGGCACCCAGAAGUGGUGGGCCUGGAAGGAGCCCAUCUGCGUGCGUCCCUGGCAUCUCCUGGCAUUCGCUGCUUCCAUGGAAACAUGCCAAGGAAAGGGAAAGACUCUGCCUUGAGGUUUAGUGGCCAGCCACGCCCUCAGUGAGUGCGUGUUGAGGUGGCCUCCUCUGCUUCCCCAAACAGGCUUGUUUUCCCCACAUUCCUCUCCUGCCUGAGCCAGAGCCUUGCAGCCAUAGCCCUGUGCUGGCCUCUCUCGUUGCCCGGGGCUCUCCGUCUAAUCUCACAAACAGUGGACUCAGCCUCUGCACCCUCACCCCCCAGCUCGCAUCUGCCAGUGACCUCCUUCCUCCCAGAUCUGGCUCCCCAGGGGGUGGCCUUCCCCAGCUCCCCCCACCUCUGUGGUCACAGACUCAAGGAGGCAUGGGGCCCGCAGUGGCGGCCUCGGGAAGCGUUCCUUCCUGCUCUCUGGUAGUGGGGGACACACAGAGAAAGCAGAACUAAAACCUGGGCCAAAAAGUACCCAGAAAGCAACGGCCCCAGAGGCCGGCUUUGAAAGAGAGAGCCUCUUUCCCCAACCUCUUAAAACCCCUGUCCUGCCUGAACCCUCAUUCUCCCAGACACACAGCCAGGUCACCCAUUUUCCACGACAAGAGACCCCCGGCCUGCAGGAGCUGUAGUGGGUGCCUACGUGACAUCCUGGGACUUGAGUAAUUAUUCUAGCACCUCCACCCACCCCCAGCAGCAAAGUAGGAUACUAAACUAACUUAGGUCAUUUAGCAGGCAUUUGCUGAGCACCUACUGUGUGCUCGCCUCCUAGAAAGGCAGAGACCACAGCCAGGGGCUCUGGGGAUCACCUGGAAGACCCUCUUGUCACAGAGAUAAAGGUGAUCAGGCUGUCCUGGGGGUGAGCAGAGCCCAACACUCUCAUCAGGAGAAGGCAGUCCUUCCCUCCAGCGCCUCCUGGGACCCUGAGUGGGGAGGGAGGGCGUCUGCAGAGGGGGCAGAGCAGAGCCAGGGUCACCGACCUCCAUUUCGAUGUCCGGAAGGAGAAGCUGCAGCCAGCCCAGCGUCACAAUGCGGCCGCCCUUCUCCACCAGCAGAGAGAGAUGCACAGAGGCCAAGACUGCCGAACUUGGGACCCUCGCCAGCAGGCCCAGGACAGCGGUCUCUGCCCCAUGCAUUGCCCACUGCCUGCACCUGGCACAGCCGGUGCUCCAGAAAGGAGGUUCCUUCCUUGUCACCCAGGGACCCCAGCUGUUUUUACCUCCUUUACUCCAUACUUGGAAGUUUAGUCAACCUAGUAAACUGCAUCUUAUAUCAAGGACCCUUUUCUUCACCAAAGAUACCCAUGGUGGCAGCUCAGCCCUUCUGACCAGAUGACAGCACCAAGCUGACAUCAUUCAGGCCAAAGGCAGAUGAACUUGAUGGUUGAGACACACUGUCUGUCCCACACAUGAAGAUAGAGCAGAUAGCUCCUAUUCUCCUUCAACUGCCUCUGCCCCUGCAGCACCUACAGAUCGACAGCCCCUCUAGGAGUAAGUCCUGAGCACCUACUGUGUGCCAGGCACAGGGCUGGCAUGGAGCUGGAGUCUGCUUUAUCCAGCCUGCCUUUCUUCUUGGAGAGGGCACCAGGAGGGGGUGAGUCCUCCCCGGGCACAGACGACUCAGGCACAGCCACACGCUCCCUCCCAGCACCCUGCAAGAUGGCCCCCAAAGAACAGGACCCUUUGUUUCCCUAAGGCCUCCCCAGCCCCGGGAUGACCCUCUAAAGUGAGGCUCUGAAAUUCCAGCUCUCAGCAGGAAGCAAUGAAGGGCCAUCGUCCGCCUGCUUGCCAGGCGCAGGGCUCAACCUUUAACGUAUGCACAAACCAUCCUCCAGGCCCUGUGAGGUGGGUGGGGCUAAACUUGUUCUUCACUUGUGGAGACUGAGGCUCUGGGAGGCCAAGUGACAUGCCCAAGGCAAAUAGUAAUUCAUGGAAUUGAGAGUCAAACCCAAAGCCAUCUAAUCCCAAAGUAGGAAAUGUCUCUGUGAAAUGUUCGUAACUGAAUCUUACAGACUGGGAAACUCGGAGAUCAGCUCAGGCAGUGGAGCUUCGGGGGCGGGCAGAUGAAGGCCAGAGAGAGGGGAGGACUAGGAGGGUUGUGGGUGGCGGGGCUUCGUGACGUUCCCUCCCUCCAGAACAAGCACUGAAAACUCAUUCAGAGAAAGGGUUUCUGCCUCCUCCCUGGGUGGACAGGUCUCUUCCAUUCAACUCGGAGCCCACGCAGUAGGCUAGUCCGGCUCCCCACUCACGCUGAGUGGUUCCCACCGCUUUCAGCCGAGGCCCUGUGCAACCCUGGAUACAUGCUGGGGCCUAUCCCCCAUUUGCCCCUAUUUCAGCCUCGAGCACACGCACAUCAGAGUUGUGGGUGUCCCUCAGCAGACAGUGCGGUGGGAAGUAGGGCGAGAAAGAGAAAGCUGACAGAUGCCAAGUAUUUUGUUUUUCAGUCCAGGAGCCACACAGAUCUGUGGAGAAACAUCGUAUCCCUCUGAGAUCAGAACCUUAAACAGUCUGAGCAGACCCCGUCCAUAUUGUUCUUGGAACAGGGUAUCUGCAGACCACUGGUGGGGGGUGAUGGCAGUGAGGGACCAGAGAGCUGAGCCCUUGUGCCUGCGCCUUCAUUCUGGGUGCCCGUGAAGGCACCGGACUGUCCAGGCGCUUUGGCCAUCACUCUGCCCACAAGAGUGACAGAUAUCAGUGUAACCAUGUUUUUCUUUUAGUUGCCUCGAAUAUUCAAAGUCUUGUUUUCUCCAUCGUGUUCAUACAUAUGCAUGUAAUUAAACAUUUGUGAAAAUCACUUUAAUAAUAAACAGGAAAUGAACUUAAA